ACAAUUUUAAGAGUUUAUACUGCUUAAACUGGUUGUCUCUUUUUUAGAUUUAUCUGCAUUUAUCCAGCAUAUUUAAACAACAAGAAGACAAUAGCAGAAGGAAGAAGGAUACCUAUAGACAAAGCUGUUGAAAAUCCCACAUCUACUGAAAUUCAAGAUGUGUGUGCAGCAAUUGGAUUCAAUGUGCUAUUAGAGAAAAAUAAGAUGUAUCCUAGAGAGUGGAAUCGUGAUGUGCAGUACAGGGGUAGAGUACGAAUUCAGCUCAAACAGGAUGAUGGCAAUCCGUGUUUACCUCAGUUUCCAACACGUAAAUCAGUGAUGCUGUAUGCUGCAGAAACCAUUCCCAAACUGAAAACAAGAACUCAAAAGAUGGGAGGUAGUGAUCAAAGUCUUCAACAAGGAGAAGGAGGCAAGAAAGGUAAAGGGAAGAAAAAGAAAUGACUCCACAUCUGAAAUAAUUGUAAUAUCUAAUAGCUGUACUUACAACAAAUAUGGAUGGACACGUUACUUAAUGCAAUUUUGAGGUGAAAGAUACAGGAACGAAACAGGUCAAGACAAAUAGAAGUGCCUCCUUAUUUUGGAGCUGGAAUGCAUGUAACUGCCUUGUGUCUGUGUAACAAUAAAUCUAUCUUCACACACAAGUCUGCAAGUCUGAAGCUAACAUUCAGUUUUGAAAGUGGAACAACAUAAGUAAAUGGGAGAAUAAUUUUUUCCAAAAUUAAUAUGCAGAUUUUUAAAAAUAAUAAUAAGUCUUAUGCAGACUAGAUAAGCAAAGAUUUUUCAAGUUGGUUAAUCAUUUAUCUAUGCUAGUUGACUGAUUAUCUUGACUCUGGAGGGUCUGUAUCACUAAUAAAAAAUGUAAAUCAGUAAAAUUAUGACUUUGUAAACUUUCCUUCCUAAUCAUCUUUUAUGAUUGUCAGUGUACUAAUAAAGAUGGCACAGUAAUUUUGAAAUA
Molecule: messenger RNA, 955 nt
Organism: Meleagris gallopavo (turkey)
Lineage: Eukaryota; Metazoa; Chordata; Aves; Galliformes; Phasianidae
Source: RefSeq, a predicted model, not a curated record